AUGACCAACGGCAUAUCGUUCACCAGUAUCCGUCUCCAGCUCAUGCCCAGGGACUCGUGUAUCCCAUACCGUCCAUGGGCCCAUUUCCCGGACAGAAUCCUGGAGGUGGGAUGCCUUACGGUGUACCUUUUGCGCCAACCUACUCAUCCUACGGGGCUGGCCAGCCCGUUGGGGGCCACUAACCCCCCUUUUGUCCCAGGUCCGUCAAUGCAGAGCAUGGGGCCGGGGCAGGCACCUGUCUACGGUGCUUCAUACUACCCUCCGCCUUAUACAGCAUCUUACGGACACGGGGUGCACCCUUCGACCGGUCAGCCACGACCGCCUGGGCCUCAAUCCCGCCCGCCUUCUCGUGCGCCACCAACAGCUUUCGGGCCGCCGAAAAGUGACCAUGACAAGCAGUCUGCCGAAGCGGAGUAUGAUGUUUCAAAGACCAUCGUCGAUGGCUCAAACCCCAUGAAGCUGGCGCAGCCCGCACCCGUCUUUCCCGAAUCCUCUCUCGUGACCCAAUCGACAUCUACCAGCUCAACGCCACGCGGACCGCCGCGAAAACCCAAACAAUCGGGGCAUGCACUCUGGGUCGGAAAUCUGCCACCGGGGGCGAACGUGAUUGAUCUGAAGGAUCAUUUCUCGCAGGAUGCCACGGACGAUAUCGAGAGCGUGUUUUUGAUUUCCAAAAGUAAUUGUGCAUUUGUGAACUACCGGUCCGCGGCGGCUUGCGCUGCCGCUUUGGCGAGAUUCCACGACUCGAGGUUCCAGGGAGUGCGUCUAGUGUGCCGACUACGCAAGGGUUUCACGGCACCGGGGUCGGGGAUUGGAUCUGGCACUUCUCGGUCGCAGUCGCGGGACGAGGCGGCGGAUGCCCUCGGUGAUGAUAAGCCCGCAGUGCCCGAACCCACGAUCCCGCCUCGUGACCAGGGAUCUCAGACCCUGGAUCGGUACUUCGUCGUCAAGAGUUUGACCGUGGAGGAUCUUGAAUUAAGCAAGCAGAGUGGAAUUUGGGCCACUCAGACCCAUAACGAAACCAAUCUGAACCAAGCCUUCGAGACCACCGAGCACGUGUAUCUGAUCUUCUCCGCGAACAAAUCCGGCGAGUAUUUUGGAUACGCCCGCAUGUUGUCACCGAUCAGUGACGAUGAAGAACUUGCCUUGGAGAUGCCACCACGGCCCGAGCCCUCGGCGGGAGGACCGGACGAAUUGGAUGUGACCAUCACGAUGGCCACGUCGACGGCCCCGAAAGGCCGGAUCAUCGACGAUUCGGCCCGGGGGACAAUAUUCUGGGAAGUCGAGUCCUCGGAAGAGGAGGAGGAUGUGCGCAGCGAGAAGAGCGUGGAGGAAGAGGAGGCAGAGGCGCAGUCGUUUGGCAAACCGUUCCGCAUUCAAUGGCUAUCGACCGAACGAGUUCCCUUCCACCGCACCCGCGGCCUCCGCAAUCCGUGGAAUGCCAACCGGGAGGUGAAGAUCGCCCGUGACGGAACGGAAAUCGAGCCGACGAUCGGCCGGAAACUCGUCCAGCUGUUUCACCUGACGUGA
Molecule: messenger RNA, 1530 nt
Organism: Penicillium cinerascens
Lineage: Eukaryota; Fungi; Ascomycota; Eurotiomycetes; Eurotiales; Aspergillaceae
Product: putative YT521-B-like splicing factor
Exons: 3
Coding region: 1-1530 (509 amino acids)
Biological process (GO): mRNA splicing, via spliceosome; regulation of alternative mRNA splicing, via spliceosome
Cellular component (GO): nucleoplasm
Molecular function (GO): mRNA binding; N6-methyladenosine-containing RNA reader activity
Source: RefSeq, a predicted model, not a curated record